This is a messenger RNA of Ctenocephalides felis (cat flea), 602 nucleotides long. Its product is annotated as voltage-dependent calcium channel gamma-1 subunit-like. The annotation marks the transcript as partial. The transcript is spliced from 4 exons. Gene Ontology annotation, cellular component: plasma membrane. Lineage: Eukaryota; Metazoa; Arthropoda; Insecta; Siphonaptera; Pulicidae. The record is from RefSeq and is a predicted model, not a curated record.
GACGAUGUGUAUACCAUGAACUAUUCCCCACGGAACAGAAGAUAAAAGCCGAUCCUUCCAUAGAUGAUACUAUUUUAGAUUAUAAUCGCACAGAAGUCUCGUUUGUAAUAAUUACUUUGAUAGUGAUGAUAAUAGGAACUAUAUUCAGUAUGUAUACCUUUGCUAAUCCAAGAUAUACUUUCAAAAGAUUGGCGGGCGGUGUACAUUUUAUAUCUGCUGCUUGCGUUAUGGUUGUGAUCCAAGUUUUAAUUUCGUCAGUUGAAUAUACUAAACAGAACUUGAAGUUUAUAUAUCCUAAAGGAGCGUCUAAUUAUUAUGGAUAUAGUUUCUACAUCGCUUGGUUGGUGCUGAUUGUGAAUUUCGGCAGUGGAAUCGCAUUUCUGAUGUAUUCGAAAAAACGUAAAAACAAACAAGGCCUAGACGAACUGGGAAUGGCCGACGAACCCACGAUAAUGGGGCGAUAAUAAAUAUUUUAUUGUGAGAUUUAUCUAUACAAUGGCAUUAUAUAAAUACAUAUCACUAGAUCUUAUUUUCAAUGUUCAAUCCAUGGAAAGAUAAAGAUAAUGAUGCCAUUCUCUUCACGAUAGUAAUAUAUAUUCAAA